AUGGAGGGAGAGGUAAAAGGUGGCACUGUUUGGAUAGCAAGUCAGUCCACUUUUGUGCAAAUUUUUCUUGCUAAUCUUGUAGCUGAUGGUUCCAAAACAUCAAGUGGUUUCAAGAGAGUUCAUCUCAAUGCUUGUGCUAAGGCUUUGAAUGAACAUUUUAAGAUCAAUAGAACACAUGAACAGAUUUCCAACCACUUGAAAAUAUUGAAGAAAAAGUACAUUAGGAUCAAUCAACUUAGGAGCAAGAGUGGUGCUGUUUGGGAUGAAGAGAACUUUAUCAUCCGUUAUGAUCAUGAGAUGUACACAAGUUAUUUUAAGGAUGAGAGCGGAAAGGAGAGAAAUAAGGGUGAUGAUGAGUAUAUAAACAAACCUCUUCCAUACUAUGGCAAUCUAGCUACAAUCUUUGGUGAUAGUGUUCCAACAGGGCAAUUUAUGAAGACCUCAAGUGAACCUCUUGUUGUAGAUGUUGAAGAUGAUACACAAAAGAAUGAGAUGAAUGUUGGGACACCAUCUAGUUCUACUAUUGAUAAAGAUGACACGGCGGCUUCAGGCAAUAGGCCCUCCAAGAGAGCUAAGAAGGAUGACAAUGGAGCUGAUCCUUUGGUUCAAACCUUUGAUCAUGGUACUCAAACCCUAGCUAGUGCCAUACGAGAUGCAGCAUCAAAGAAAGCUUUGCCACCGAGUUUGUUUGAAGCUGUGGAUAGCCUUCCUGGUUUUGAGCUUGAGCAAAAGGCUAAGUACUAUUCUUAUUUGUUGAACCAUCCUAAUGUUACACAUGGCUUUGUGGAUGCGCCAUUGCUGUACAAGCUCUCUAUGGUUACUGAGUUCAUUAAUGCUAAUAUGUAG
Messenger RNA from Panicum hallii, 846 nucleotides. RefSeq lists its product as uncharacterized. The record is from RefSeq and is a predicted model, not a curated record. The coding region runs from base 1 to 846 and encodes 281 amino acids. NCBI's taxonomy places the organism in Eukaryota, Viridiplantae, Streptophyta, Magnoliopsida, Poales, Poaceae. The transcript has 2 exons.